UUUCUUUUAAUUGCCUUCAUUUGUCUGUCACUGCUUUGUCCAAACUGUGGCUCAACACACCGUGCAUCCCCUCGCACCACUGCUGGUGGUCACACACUGAUCUGCCARGAUGACUUCAUGUCUGUUUACAUCCCAAAACAACCCUUUUACAACUUUCCAUCCACCAUCUAUGUUCAAGAUGAUGACCGUGGAUAUUACCGACUCACUUCCAUCGCAGAACACUGCCACUACUCCCUGCAGGAAACACACCUCUUCAUUGUCCUYACCGUGGCUUCCACUGGUUGUUUUGUGAAAAGACGGAAGUCCUCGACGAGCCUCACAGUCGUCAUCGUGGCUCCUGCAGGCCAGGGCCCGCCGAGGAUCGUCCAGUCAUUACGUCUGGUCUGUGGAAGGAGAACAAAAGAGCCAAGCACGUUUUACUUUCCGAGAGAGUCGAGGCAGUAUUUCUGCAACAAAAAUGGCUUCAACAUAACCAUCCCCAGGAACGCUGCUGCCCUGCCUCUGAACCUGGAUACAGUCUGGGUCACAUCGGACCAAAACCGCCGUUGUUUCCCCCAAAAGAGAUCCAAAGACGCCGUCACUUUCAGCUUCCCAUACACUGACUGUGGCACUCAGUUCAUGAUUGCAGACGGGAACAUCACCUACUGGAUCAACAUCAACAUUAAACCACAUUCCCUGAAAGGAGUCAUUUUCCGUCAAACUCCGUUCCAGCUGACUGUACGGUGCACCUUUGCGCUGACUCAAAUAAGUCACCUGGACAUCACCGUUGAACGAAACAAACCUGAUUACCUGUCGACGCUGAAGAACAAAGGGACACUGKGGACUGAAAUGAGGUUUGCCAAAGAUUCCUCCUACAGAUCAUUUUAUUCCUCCAGCAGUGCUCCAGUAGUGAUGGAGCUGGACCAGCCCGUGUAUGUGGAGGUGUUUGUUGUCAAACACCAGAACAAAGACCUGGCUCUGCUGCUCGAGGACUGCUGGGCCACACCGACUGAGGACCCCCAUGACCCACAGAGGUGGAACCUAAUGGUUAAAGGGUGUCCCUUCACCGGUGAUAACCCCAGAACUGUUGUGCAGCCAGUCUCCAGUAAGGAAACAUCAAACCCCUGCCUUCACAAAAGGUUUGUUGUUAAGCACUUCUCUUUUGUGAAGUCUCCAACAUCUGAAAACCAGGUAUAUUUCCACUGUAACAUAGAGAUCUGUAAGGGACCGGACUGCUUCCAACACUGCAGCGAUGAAAAGCCUAAACUGAGAGGAACCCCACCAGGAAAAGGGCAGAGCAUUUCAUCCAGCACUGUUUCAAAUGGACCUCUUCUCUAUCAGCUGUGAAUAUAGACGAAGAACAACUUUGUCAUUUUGCAAUGACUGAAAUAGCUCCACAAAGAAUUGCUGUUUUAAAACAUUAAAAACACAUCUAAAACUUGG
This is a messenger RNA of Austrofundulus limnaeus, 1422 nucleotides long. Its product is annotated as zona pellucida sperm-binding protein 4. Gene Ontology annotation, cellular component: egg coat. The coding region runs from base 118 to 1326 and encodes 402 amino acids. Gene Ontology annotation, molecular function: structural constituent of egg coat; acrosin binding. Gene Ontology annotation, biological process: binding of sperm to zona pellucida; prevention of polyspermy. The record is from RefSeq and is a predicted model, not a curated record. NCBI's taxonomy places the organism in Eukaryota, Metazoa, Chordata, Actinopteri, Cyprinodontiformes, Rivulidae. The transcript has 10 exons.